AUGUCGGUACCACAUAAACACCUGCAUCCAGAAACCACCGGCAAUCCAAAUCCUGAGACAAAGACUAACUCUGAUGGAUGCACCGUCCAGCCUUGUACAACACGCGAUGGUCUUCGAAUACUCCAUCAUUUGGCAGCAUCCUGGCUUGAAGGGUCGCCGCGGCUGAAAAAAGCAGAUGGUGCCAAAUCAGCCACAACGCCUAAACCCAUACCGCCAGGCAAAAUUUCCAUAUUGAGGCUGAUCAAACAGUUGACAGAAGAUUUGGAGAAGGAAACCGUCAAAAAGUUGAAAUUGGAGGACCAAUCGAGUUUCGUUAUAGACAACCAGCUGUCAUUUGCCGAGCAUCACAAAGUUCCUCUUCCUUAUGGAUUUGUAGAGAAGAUUGCCAGUCGAAUCCAGAUUUUCAGACCAAGUCACAGACUGUCGAAGGGUCUCUCCCCGUCUUUGUCCCACGCCAUCAAGAUGCCCGACCUCUGCUUCCUGAGGACCAGCUUCAGAAACACGUUGAAGUACAAGAGGAGUAGGGAGGGAGGGCAUGAAGAAUGUUGUGGCUCUCUUGCUGAUGAGCGUGCUGUCGGUACCACAAAUUAUGAUGAUAAUAAUAAUGACAUUAAUACGACGGUGUUUGGUCAUGUUAUUGUUGUUAAUGCUGAUGAUUCCAACAAUGUUUCUGUGAUAAGUGAUAAUAAUAUUAAUAAGAAUGACAAUAAGAGCCAUCAAAGUGAUAAGUGUAAUGACGAAACGAAGACAACCAAGUCUCCGACUGGAAUUGAUUCCACCUUCAAGAUGGGUGACAGUGAUUUCAAUAGUAGUGUGGCCGUUAAAACUGGUAACAACAUUGACAGUGUUAAUAAUAACAAUAGUUUCUGUGACAUCGGUGAUAGAAACCAAAGCAUUAACAAGGGCGAUUUUGAUGACAACCUGUACAAACACGCUGAACAUGACAGCACAUACUCAAGUCUCUUCAUUGCUGACAGUGGUUAUGAGGACGAUGAUGAGGAGGAUGAUACGUUCACUGUGGAAAUAAAGGUUGUUGUGGUCGUUUUGCCGAUCAUUGUGGUGGUUAUUAUUGUGGUCCUUGUGGCGAUUAUUAUUGUGGUCAUUGGGGUUGUGAUUAUGAAAAAAUUUUGCCUGAGGUGA
Helobdella robusta is the source of this 1140-nucleotide messenger RNA. RefSeq lists its product as hypothetical. The record is from RefSeq and is a predicted model, not a curated record. The transcript is spliced from 6 exons. Bases 1 to 1140 code for a protein of 379 amino acids. Lineage: Eukaryota; Metazoa; Annelida; Clitellata; Rhynchobdellida; Glossiphoniidae.